CAUUUUAAAAAAUAAAAAAAUUAUAAUUUACAUGUGAAAAAAAAGAAUACUGAAAACUCGAACGCAAGUUUAAAUUCCGAAAAAUUAAUGCGCUCCAACGCCCAAAACGCUGCUACACUUACGAAGCUGCGCUCCUAAUUACUCCGAAAAAGGGAGUUAUACUCUUGUGCUCUACACGCAAGUUUUAUUUAUGUAUGUGUAUGUAAAAAGCAUAAAUAUAUGCAACUGUGUACAAUACUUUUAAACUCAACUCAUAACAAGUCAGUGUAGUUGUGUUAACACAAUAACAAGUCAUAAAAGCGUGUUGGCGGGAAUUCCAAACAAAAAAAGAAAAAAUAAAAAAGUAAAAAACUGAAAACAAAUUAAACAAAAGCACAUAAAAUCAGUUUCAAGCAAGACAAAGGAAACUAAAUGAAAAUUCAAAAGAAAAACCAUUUGAAACAAUAACAAAAGCCAUCAAACAUCCACAAGUAGAUAUUGAACCAACCGGCUUUUCUCUGCGCUGUCGACAAACAUUAAAGCAUCCCGUCCGUCACUCAACCAUCCAGCCUGCCAGUAAGCGCCAGCCAGCCAUUCAUUCAUUUAUGCACUCACUCACUCACUCACUCACUCACUCACGCACGCACUCACUCAGUCAUACAUUAAUCCAGCAUCCAUUCGUCCAUUAACUUCACUCGCAGCUAUUUCCUACCCAUCAAUCUAUCAGCGAUAGUUAUACAAUAGCAGCAGAAAGCAUCACUCAACGCGAAGUUUUAACACAGACACAGAGCCGUAAAUAAGCAAAAACAAAACGCAAGCAAGCAGGACUGCGUAAAUUGUCAAACCGUUACUUUCUCUCACUCAACUCGCUACCGCGUGUAAAUCUUCAAAAUUCCUUGCUGCAGUAUGGAUACGAAUUCUGUGAGUCCAUUGCCGCCACCAGAAGCACCACUCGCUAUGAUGGAAGUUGAAAAAACGCCACCCGGGACACCAACAACAAAUGAUAUGCCACCACCACCGGAUGAAGAAAAACGCUAUGAGGAGGAUUCGGAGAAUGACUGGAAUUGUGGUUCGUGGUUUGAGUAUUUGCUCAUUGUCAUACUCUCGACCAUUUUGUUGGUGGGCGUGUUGGUGCUCACACUCUUUUGGAUAUUAUUCUAUCGCGAUGGUUUCGCUUGGUCCGAUGAUCCAAAAUUGCAAUUCAACUUGCAUCCCACACUCAUGGUGGCGGGCUUCAUAACGCUGUCGGGAUUUUCGAUUCUACUGUACCGCCUUUGUCGUUGCUUGAAACACAUUUACGUUAAGCUGAUUCAUAUGUUCUUUCACGCCUGCGCCAUACCGUGUGUGGCUUUGGGAUUUCUGUCCGUCUUCGAUUCGCAUAAUUUGUCGGAUCCGCCUAAAGUGAAUUUCUACAGCAUGCAUUCGUGGUUGGGUUUUGUCACCAUGGGAAUGUUUGUAUUGCAGUUCGUUGUUGGAUUCUUCAGCUUCUUGGUGUUGCUCUGCUGUGAGAAUCGCACCUACAAAUGUCGCAGCAUUAUGGUUCCAAUUCAUGCCAGCUUCGGUUUGGUGAAUUUCAUGUUGGCAAUAGCCACUUGUAUUACCGGCCUGGUGGAGUACGAGCGUCAGGAUGCGGGAAAUCCUGUUCUGAGCUCCCGUAACUCGGAAAUCGAACAUUACAUCAUCAACUCGCUGGGCAUCGUGUUGGUCGCCAUUGGUAUUAUUGUCUCGGUUGCUGUACGAAGAUCGAAUGCUCCAGCCACUGCCAAAGUCUACGUCACUGAACGUUGUUAAAUAAAUUAAUUAUAUAUAUAUGUAGUUUAAACAAAACAAAACUCAAACAUACAUAUUUUUGAAGAAG
Ceratitis capitata (Mediterranean fruit fly) is the source of this 1837-nucleotide messenger RNA. RefSeq names its product cytochrome b reductase 1 (gene nemy). Bases 886 to 1770 code for a protein of 294 amino acids. The record is from RefSeq and is a predicted model, not a curated record. Gene Ontology annotation, molecular function: oxidoreductase activity. NCBI's taxonomy places the organism in Eukaryota, Metazoa, Arthropoda, Insecta, Diptera, Tephritidae. The transcript is spliced from 6 exons.